AUGAGUACAGCCCAAUGUUUCGUGUGCAGCGCGCCUGCUACUGCCAUCUUCUGGUGUCAGCCUCACUGCAGGCAUCAUGGUCGUAUGACCAGGUACUACGUCUGUCGGGCAUGCAUGCUUGGCAGAUUGUGCCAAUUUUGUCACGAACCCGGCAUCAUCACAGCUGACUCAGAUGGCUCUGAUGAGACCGGAGACUCAGACGCUGAUUGUGCUUACAGUGCGGUGCGAACCACAAGUGGGGACAGCUCCCUCGGAGAGGAUGAUGAAGCAUUCUGCGCAAGCACCAGUGACUCGGCAAGCCAAUCGAUCAGCGACACGGAAGGAAACUCCGAUGCGCGAGAUGCCGGCAAAGCUGAAACUUUGGAAGAUGGUAAUGGCAACGACGAGGACGACGAGGACGACGAGGACGACGACAUUUGA
Symbiodinium natans is the source of this 420-nucleotide messenger RNA. Lineage: Eukaryota; Dinophyceae; Suessiales; Symbiodiniaceae. The record is from the annotation of a GenBank genome assembly.